CUAACCUUCAAGGAUGUCAUUAAAGCAAACUCGUCAAAAAGCAAGUGGAAGGUUAUUGAUAUAUGUUUAUUUUGUGUACUACUGACAUACGGAAUAAAGUGGUGUUAUUUGAAGGACUAGUGAUAAUUAGGAACUGAUUUACCAGAAUCGCCAAGAACAACGACUUUUACUUUCUCAAUUGCAGCCAUAUCGGGAUAAAAAGCAUUAUGACGGAAGAACGGCUGGUGACGGAGGUGCCCAGCAGUUUGAAGCAGCUGGCGCGGCUCGUGGUCCGAGGCUUCUACACCAUAGAAGAUGCCCUCAUCGUCGACAUGCUGGUUCGCAAUCCCUGUAUGAAAGAAGAUGAUAUAUGCGAGCUGUUAAAGUUCGAGAGAAAAAUGCUAAGAGCCCGAAUAGCUACCCUCAAAAACGACAAGUUCAUCCAAGUCAGACUCAAAAUGGAAACAGGUGCAGACGGCAAGGCACAGAAAGUGAACUACUACUUCAUAAACUACAAAACGUUCGUGAACGUGGUCAAGUACAAGCUGGACCUGAUGCGGAAGCGGAUGGAGACCGAGGAGCGGGAUGCGACCAGCCGCGCCAGCUUCAAGUGUCCCUCCUGCGGGAAGACCUUCACCGACCUUGAGGCGGACCAGCUGUACGACAUGAUGACGCAGGAGUUCCGCUGCACCUUCUGCAGCCAAGUGGUGGAGGAAGACCAGUCCGCCCUCCCCAAGAAGGACUCCCGCCUGCUGCUGGCCAAGUACAACGAGCAGCUGGAGCCGCUGUACCAGCUGCUGCGGGCCGUUGAGGGCAUCAAGCUGGCCCCGGAGAUCCUGGAGCCGGAGCCGGUGGACAUCAACACCAUUCGUGGGCUCAAUACAAAACAGUCCUUACUCCGGCCCGGCAACGAGCAGUGGUCGGGCGAGGCCACCCGCAGCGGCGGCCUCGCUGUGGAGGAGACCAGAGUCGACGUCACCAUCGGCGAGGCCUCGCGCGCGGCCCCGGCCAGGAAGGAGCGCCCUGUAUGGAUGGUGGAGAGCACUGUCUCUUCGGGGGAACAGAGCGAGGCGGCAGCGGCAGAAGCGGCGCUGGAAAAGGCGGCAAGCAGUGCCGCAGCAGCCAAGGCCAGCAGCAAGGGCGCCGACGACAUCAUGUCCGUGCUGCUGCAGCACGAGAAACAGAAUACAGGUACUUACAUGAUGGAGCAAUCAGCAGACAGCGCUGGAGGCGAGCAGCGCCGCAGCAGCCAAGCGCUGGAGGCGAGCAGCGCCGCAGCAGCCAAGACCAGCAGCAAGGGCGCCGACGACAUCAUGUCCGUGCUGCUGCAGCACGAGAAACAGAACACAGGUACUUACAUGAUGGAGCAAGCAGCAGACAGCGCUGGAGGCGAGCAGUGCCGCAGCAGCCAAGGCCAGCAGCAAGGGCGCCGACGACAUCAUGUCCGUGCUGCUGCAGCACGAGAAACAGAACACAGUUGUCAAAUGGGCGAGCAGUGCCGCAGCAGCCAAGGCCAGCAGCAAGAGCGCCGACGACAUCAUGUCCGUGCUGCUGCAGCACGAGAAACAGAACACAGGUACUUAUACAUGAUGGAGCAAGCAGCAGACAGCGCUGGAGGCGAGCAGUGCCGCAGCAGCCAAGGCCAGCAGCAAGGGCGCCGACGACAUCAUGUCCGUGCUGCUGCAGCACGAGAAACAGAACACAGCAAGCAGCAGACAGCGCUGGAGGCGAGCAGUGCCGCAGCAGCCAAGGCCAGCAGCAAGGGCGCCGACGACAUCAUGUCCGUGCUGCUGCAGCACGAGAAACAGAACACAGACAACUCGGCAGCGAACGCACUAAAGGCAGAGCCGGACAGCUCGGAUGACAGCGACGCCGAGUCCAAGGAUCCCUUCAAACUCAAGACAGACGUCGAGGCAAUCCCGGAAAUGGAGAGCUCAUCGUCGGAGAGCGAGGACGGCGCGCCGUCGGUGCUGGUGGCGGGCGCGCGCGUGGCGCUGCCGGCGGUGGACGACGCCGCCAUCGCGCGCAUGACGCCGCAGGAGAAGGAGGCCUACAUCCAGCUCUACCAGGACUAUUACAGCCAUAUUCUGGAUUAGUAACAACUCAUCUUAUUACAUGAUGAAACUGAA
Molecule: messenger RNA, 2108 nt
Organism: Cydia splendana
Lineage: Eukaryota; Metazoa; Arthropoda; Insecta; Lepidoptera; Tortricidae
Gene: TfIIEalpha
Product: general transcription factor IIE subunit 1
Exons: 12
Coding region: 207-2075 (622 amino acids)
Biological process (GO): transcription initiation at RNA polymerase II promoter; transcription open complex formation at RNA polymerase II promoter
Cellular component (GO): transcription factor TFIIE complex
Source: RefSeq, a predicted model, not a curated record